CAUUACCACAUAAGUUCCAUCUUCUUCUUCUUCCUCCCUUCGACACCCGAAAUCCGGAGUCAAAAUGGAAACCUCGAAAGGGAGUUGCGACUCAACUGACCAAAGUAGCGUCUGUAUUUCCGUUGAAGCGGAACGUACAGUUUCAUCUAAUGGAAAUAAAGAUUCGAAUGAAAUUAAUUCGCAAGAACACAAAUCUAAAACCAACACUGAAGAUGAAAUCAAUAAGAGCAGCGACGCAUUGGCCAAGGGUUUAUCAACUAUGCUAGCCAAUGUUAUUAGGGAUUUCGAUUCUAAAGCUCAAGAAACUCUCAAAAGCCAAGACCAACUUAAUUCAGCCAUCGAUCGUCUUACCCGAGAUGAAUUUUUUAUUGGCUUUGGAUGGGUUUUAGAGCUUGAUCAAUUGUUAGAAGAUGCGCCCUUGCCAUUCAUUAUGCAGCAUGCUGCAAAGAUUUCAGGAGUUAAAAAGAGAGUUUCGUCAUUGAACUCUCUUCUAAAGUCUAUACAGCGUCGUAUUGAUAAUAUGGAUCGGAUGCUAUCUGUGGGUGUUCUUCAAGAGAAAACACAUUCAGGGAGUUCCUGACAACUAGCAUUGGUUCUCAAUCAUGCACUUCUAAAUCUUUUAUUUGAUUCAAACUUCUGAUAGAGCUACUUGCACCUGCAGAAAAGUGUGUGCUGUGCUAUUUGCAACCACCCGCCUGCCACAAACAUCCAGAAAGCAAUGGUCUUUACUUUGCGUUUUUCUUCUAUCUAUUUACAAAGGAGCUAAUUUGAAGACUAAUGAUUAUGUUCAGCCAUUUUUUGAAAGAUGAGUCGAUUUCUAAGUGUCAUGGUUACCGAUGCCAGGAUAUUGCUAUGGCAUGGUUAUUAGUGAGUUUGAGUGUGUCCUUCUUGUCAGAUUUUACCUGUCUUGUGUUGGAUUCAAGCUUUGUAUUUAAGCAGUCAAGUUUCUAACUGAGCACUAUCACACGCCUGAGAUCCAGUCUAUUGGAUUAAAUCUUUAAAAACUUCAAUUGGUUGUUCAUUAGGUGCAGAAGGUCAGAGUAUACAAGGUAUGGUCCAUAUGGAAAAUGUUUUAGAAUUUGACUUCAUGAUCCAUGCAAAUCUUGGGUGCAUGUGGAUAUUUAUCAUGUGCCAUUGGCGUUCAGUAUAAAUGUUAGAGGCAUUUUCAGAUGUGCAUAUUUAUUGAA
Jatropha curcas is the source of this 1187-nucleotide messenger RNA. Its product is annotated as SNARE-associated protein-like protein. Gene Ontology annotation, cellular component: BLOC-1 complex; BORC complex; synaptic vesicle. Gene Ontology annotation, biological process: synaptic vesicle exocytosis; intracellular protein transport; lysosome localization. The record is from RefSeq and is a predicted model, not a curated record. Gene Ontology annotation, molecular function: SNARE binding. Lineage: Eukaryota; Viridiplantae; Streptophyta; Magnoliopsida; Malpighiales; Euphorbiaceae.